GAGUACCAAUCCCCACCAAUACCAAGCACAGAAGCAGGUUGCGCCUUUGACGCAUUUUUAGAGAAAGAGAGAGAGAAAGAGAGAGAGAGAGAGAGGGAGAGGAGUUUGAAGGGGAAGCAGCAAAGCAAGGGCUUGAAAUCGAUAUCUUUUAGCAUUUGGUAAGGGUUUCGAAUCGCCACGCCCUGUCGAUUUCUGCAAUACCUCUUCUCACGGUGGCGGCGGCGGCGGUGGUGGUGGAGAGUCCUCCGUGAUUCGGCUUGGCGGUGGUGAGUUUUGAAUCGAAGAAAUCCUAUGGCGUAUAGAAGAAAGCAGGUAGGGCCAAGCAGUUGGACCUUCAAUGAAGAAUUUGGGAGCCCUCAAAUUGGUCCGUCGCCUACUCCGCCGCCGAAUGAAAGCUUGUCGCCGUCCUCCGCCUCUUCUCUGGCUGCCAAAGCCAUCAGAGCAUCGUCCGCCUAUCGCGACUCCUCUCUCUCCUCCGCUUAUGGCCAUUCCACUCUCUCCCCCUCCCGAGACCCCAACCUUUCUAGAUCUCCUCCUCCCUCGGCGCCAAAGGAUUCAAACACUUAUGAGUAUACAUCAAUGAAAAGUUUGAGUGAACCUAAACAUGGAUUUUGGGGAGUUCUUGCAAGGAAAGCUAAAGCCAUUCUCGAUGAUGAUAAUGCAGCCCAACAAUCUGAAACACCUGGAAGAAUGAGACCGCAGAUGUCUGGUACAGAGACAAGGGGACAGUAUCAUAAUCCAUAUCAUUCACCUGAGAGCCAUCGAAAGAGAGAAAAUCCUGCAUUACAGAAAGGCCUAGGUGCAAUUACAUCUUCCCUAAGUUAUAUUGGUGGCACCAUUGGUAAUGCCUUCGAGGAGGGUCGUAAUAUUGUAGAGAACCGGACUGCAGACAUCAUUCAAGAAACUCGCAAGCUGCAAAUAAGGAAAAAAGGUAGCAAUUCUGAAAAGCAGAAUCAAAUGCCGAAUGUUGGUUCUACACGGCAACAACCCUUAAUGCAGACCCAUAUGCAACCCCAGAUGCAUACUGAUCUUGAAAUCCAACUGAAGGCAUCUCGCGACGUUGCCAUGGCAAUGGCUACCAAAGCAAAGCUUCUUCUUCGUGAGCUGAAGACAGUCAAAGCAGACCUAGCUUUUGCAAAGGAGCGUUGUGCUCAGCUGGAAGAAGAAAAUAGAAUUGUCAGAGAGAGUCUUGAAAAGGGAGUUAAUCCGGAAGAUGAUGAUUUGAUACGGCUUCAACUUGAGACACUUCUGGCAGAGAAAGCUCGAUUGGCACAGGAAAACUCAGUCUUUGCACGGGAGAACCGUUUCCUAAGAGAGAUUGUUGAAUACCACCAGCUAACCAUGCAGGAUGUUGUGUACUUCGAUGAGGGCAAUGAAGAGGUUAAAGAAGUCUACUCCCCCAUCACGGUAUCUCCAGUGAGCAAUACACAUUCCAUUGACACAAUACAAACUUCAGCCCCAUCUUCCUCCCCAAGAGUACAAGCAAUCCAUGAUGUUUCUCCAAUAGUUACCCCCUUAAGCUCCUUUAUUGACAUGUCCGAGGAGGAAGAUUUGGAAAAACUCUCUCAUCGUGCGUGAAUACUGCUGGCCCCUCUCUCUUUUUUCAAACCAAGGACAAGAAACAACAUAUGGGGUUAGGAGUUGGGUGAAGAUGAAGUUGGUUCACAGAGGACUCAAACCCAAGCCAUAGACACUGUCAAUAGCCCAGCCUUGCCACUUGAGCUCGGUCCAUGGCAUAUCCUAGUUUACUUUUAUGUUGUGAUAUUGCAGGACGGCUUCAACUUUCAAAUCUCUUGAGGAAUGAAAUGCCCUUCUCAUGUAUUCUCUGUAACACAUGCUAGUUGUACUUCUGAUGAGAUGAAGUUCUUGCUUUGACCAGAAAUGUUUUUCUUUCUUUUUCUCUCUUUUAAUUAGAGAGAUUCUUUGGUCAUGGCUAUUGCCAAUGCAACCAGUUCCAGUUGUGUUCAAUGUGAUUGUUGCACUGGUUGCUGUAAGACAACAUUUUAUUGUUUUGGCAAUGUUUUGCUUCUUUGUUUUCCUC
Camellia sinensis is the source of this 2041-nucleotide messenger RNA. RefSeq lists its product as uncharacterized. The record is from RefSeq and is a predicted model, not a curated record. Lineage: Eukaryota; Viridiplantae; Streptophyta; Magnoliopsida; Ericales; Theaceae.